AUGUUUCUUCGCACGGACGUGAACGCGCUGGCGCCGGAAGAGCUGGCCACAGAUUACGGUCAUCACCAGGCUUACCGUUCCGUUGAGGAGGACGACGAAGCAUGGAGUGAUAUAAUGGCCCUGGUGCAGCGUGGUUGGCUCCGGCAGUGCGGCUCGCUUGGCGAGGUGGCGGCAUUUCUGGAUGGCGAGGCGCCCGUUCUCAGCAAGUUCGGGAUAGUUACCAAAACCCGGAACGGUCGCAUCAAGCGACGCCUCAUCUUGGACAGCCAGGUGUCCGGCGUCUCGGCCGCCGCGUCCAAACUGGAACGCGUGCUGUUGCCUAAGCUCCUGGACGUGGCGGUCGACGUGCUCGACGUGAUAGCGGCUAACACUGCGCAGGCGGCGCAGAGCCGCGACGCGGGGGCGGAGUUCUUCGCCCUCGACUUCCAAGACGCAUCUUAG
Molecule: messenger RNA, 441 nt
Organism: Prorocentrum cordatum
Lineage: Eukaryota; Dinophyceae; Prorocentrales; Prorocentraceae
Source: the annotation of a GenBank genome assembly